AUGGACAGGGCUUACACAGGCUCCCAGUUUAGAGACUCUCAUGAGAAAACAUUCAGGAGAGAAGCCAUACAAGUGUGCGCCAUAUGGGGCAGCGCUUACACAGGCUACCAGUUUAGAGAAUCUCAGAAACAUUCAGGAGAGAAGCCAUACAUGGGUGCGCCAUAUGGGGCAGCGCUUACACAGGCUACCAGUUUAGAGAAACUCAGAAACAUUCAGGAGAGAAGCCAUACAUGGAGAAACUCAGAAACAUUCAGGAGAGAAGCCAUACAUGGGUGCGCCAUAUGGGGCAGCGCUUACACAGGCUACCAGUUUAGAGAAACUCAGAAACAUUCAGGAGAGAAGCCAUACAAGUGUUCGGCAUAUGGGGCAGCGCUUACACAGGCUCCCACUUUACAGACACUCAUGAGAAAACAUUCAGGAGAGAAGCCAUACACGUGUGCGCCAUGUGGGGCAGCGCUUACACAGGCUCCCACUUUACAGACUCUCAUGAGAAAACAUUCAGGAGAGAAGCCAUACACGUGUGCGCCAUGUGGGGCAGCGCUUACACAGGCUCCCACUUUACAGACUCUCAUGAGAAAACAUUCAGGAGAGAAGCCAUACACGUGUGCGGCAUGUGGGGCAGCGCUUACACAGGCUCCCACUUUACAGACACUCAUGAGAAAACAUUCAGGAGAGAAGCCAUACACGUGUGCGCCAUGUGGGGCAGCGCUUACACAGGCUCCCACUUUACAGACACUCAUGAGAAAACAUUCAGGAGAGAAGCCAUACACGUGUGCGCCAUGUGGGGCAGCGCUUACACAGGCUACCACUUUACAGACUCUCAUGAGAAAACAUUCAGGAGAGAAGCCAUACACGUGUGCGCCAUAUGGGGCAGCGCUUACACAGGCUCCCACUUUACAGACACUCAUGAGAAAACAUUCAGGAGAGAAGCCAUACACGUGUGCGCCAUGUGGGGCAGCGCUUACACAGGCUCCCACUUUACAGACACUCAUGAGAAAACAUUCAGGAGAGAAGCCAUACACGUGUGCGCCAUGUGGGGCAGCGCUUACACAGGCUCCCACUUUACAGACACUCAUGAGAAAACAUUCAGGAGAGAAGCCAUACACGUGUGCGGCAUGUGGGGCAGCGCUUACACAGGCUCCCACUUUACAGACUCUCAUGAGAAAACAUUCAGGAGAGAAGCCAUACACGUGUGCGCCAUGUGGGGCAGCGCUUACACAGGCUCCCACUUUACAGACUCUCAUGAGAAAACAUUCAGGAGAGAAGCCAUACACGUGUGCGCCAUGUGGGGCAGCGCUUACACAGGCUACUAAUUUACAAAAAACAUGA
Mya arenaria is the source of this 1329-nucleotide messenger RNA. Its product is annotated as gastrula zinc finger protein XlCGF26.1-like. Gene Ontology annotation, cellular component: nucleus. The transcript has 2 exons. Lineage: Eukaryota; Metazoa; Mollusca; Bivalvia; Myida; Myidae. The coding region runs from base 1 to 1329 and encodes 442 amino acids. The record is from RefSeq and is a predicted model, not a curated record. Gene Ontology annotation, molecular function: RNA polymerase II cis-regulatory region sequence-specific DNA binding; DNA-binding transcription activator activity, RNA polymerase II-specific. Gene Ontology annotation, biological process: regulation of transcription by RNA polymerase II.